AUGGGGUCGGCUGUGGCCCCAUCGUACACAAAUGCAUUCAUGUACCGCCUUGAAGUUCAAAUGUUUUCCUUAGAUCCACAGGUAUCCGCGCAGGUUUUUUACUACAGGCGUUACAUUGACGACCUGCUCAUCUUAUGGCAGGGACCUAGGGACAAUCUUGUAUCCCUUUUGGAUAAUCACAACAAGACCAGCCAUCCAGUACAAUUCACGUAUGACAUACAUAAUGAUGUCAUUAACUAUCUGGAUGUGACGAUCUCCGUUGGUUACAUCCAGCUUAAACAGUCUGGUUCCCUAGGAUACUCGCCUGCGACGCGGCGCACCGCUGACGUCACUGGAAGGAGACACGGCAAGUGUGGCUGGACGGUCCGGCGGGCGGCGGCGCCUCGUGGCAGCUUGGUGGAACUGACAGACGAAAUCCUGAAGCUGCUGAUGGAACUAGUGUUCCGGCUGGUGUGUAAAGGAGAGCUCAGCCUGGCUCACAUGCUGCGCAAGAACAUUCUGGAGAAAGUGGAUAACAAGAGGAUGCAGAGUCACUGCAACUCUGCUAUGAGACCACUCGCUGCCAGGGGGGUGGCCGCAAGGCCAGGAACUCUCCAUGACUUUCAUAGCCAUGAAAUUGCCGAACAACUUACUCUCCUGGAUGCAGAACUUUUCUACAAGAUUGAGAUCCCCGAGGUUUUGCUGUGGGCAAAAGAGCAAAACGAGGAGAAGAGCCCAAAUCUGACACAGUUCACAGAGCACUUUAACAACAUGUCCUACUGGGUCCGAUCUAUCAUCAUGCUUCAGGAGAAGGCACAGGACCGGGAGAGGUUGCUGCUUAAAUUCAUCAAAAUUAUGAAGCACCUGAGAAAACUGAACAAUUUUAAUUCCUACCUUGCCAUCCUUUCUGCCCUGGAUUCCGCCCCCAUCCGUCGGCUGGAGUGGCAGAAGCAGACAUCUGUUAUGCACACCAGGGCUUGCUGA
Messenger RNA from Pseudophryne corroboree (corroboree frog), 963 nucleotides. Its product is annotated as rap guanine nucleotide exchange factor 1-like. NCBI's taxonomy places the organism in Eukaryota, Metazoa, Chordata, Amphibia, Anura, Myobatrachidae. The transcript is spliced from 9 exons. Gene Ontology annotation, biological process: Ras protein signal transduction; positive regulation of GTPase activity. The record is from RefSeq and is a predicted model, not a curated record. The coding region runs from base 1 to 963 and encodes 320 amino acids. Gene Ontology annotation, molecular function: guanyl-nucleotide exchange factor activity. Gene Ontology annotation, cellular component: plasma membrane.